GGGACUCGGGGUGGCUCUGGGGAGCCUGCGGGGUUUGCAAGGGAUGGUCAUGGGUCCCCCAAGGCCCCUUUGGUUGAAGCUGCACUAUCCUUUUUCAUUCGGAGCAGGUCUUGGUCGGGUCUCCCAGGGUUGCAAGAGGAUGCAAACACUGGGAGAAAAAAUAAACCAAUACGCGGGUAUUGAACGGUUAUUGCAGCCUGGAGGAAUAACGUGCUUUACUCCGGAAGGAAAUUUUUUGCACCUAAUCUUUACUCGCUCGCAAGCACGGCCCGUGGCGUGCAGAGGGUUUUAUGGCUUAGGCGACCGUGCGCGAGGUUGCACGUUCACAUAAAAAUAAGCUCCGCUGAGCCUCGUGAAGUUUGCUGCUGAAUUAAGCAGGCCUUCCCAAAAGGAAGUCCCAUUUUAUCCAGUGGGGCUUACUCGUGGUUCUGCAGAUUGCAACCUAAAUUUGGUUAACUUUCAGCCUCUGGACUGAAAACCUCACCCCGUCCCUUGAGUUCAGAAGAGCGCAGGUGUUGCUCAUAGGCUGCGAUGGAUCUGGAUCUUGUGCUCCGUUGGCAACCCUGCAUGGCAUCUCAGCUCCAUUGGAUCCAUGAAGCCCUCUGUAGAGACAGCAGUGUCGGGAAUUCAGGCUCUUCAGGUGCAGCGCAGGAGCAAAAACACCUACAGGGCCAAAGCCUCCUACGUGGAUGAAACACUCUUUGGCAGCCAUGCAGCACCGCAGGCAGCAGUCAUGGGGUUUGAUCCCCCAUGGGUGAAUAAGAAGCCGGGACCCCAGAGACCCCUGUUAUGGAGCCCUGCAGCCACACGAUGGGAGGCGGACUCUGGCUCCUCAAAAGCUCCUGGACCGCCCAGCACCCCAAGAAAGAAAAACAAGUACAGACUGAAAAGCAGGACCCCGUCCUACUGUGAUGAGACACUGUUUGGCGCAAAAUCAGGAGGACAGAAUGAGGCCAUUCCCUGGAUGAAGAAGGAGGAGGCAGCUAGGCUCCACUCUUUGCUUUGGACUUCACCUCCCACUUCCAGAAACCAUUCAAGUCUUUCUUCUUGUCAAAAAGAGAAAUCACCAAGAGCCAUUCAUCGAGAAACGCCCAGAUCUUGGCAGACUGACGGGUUUGAGGCACAAUAUGGAGAACACCCUUUUUGGAAAAUUCCUGAGAAUAAUUCAGAUGAGGACGACCGGGAUGCCUUAGGCUGGGCAGGCUACCACCCCAUUAGCCGGACUUAUAGUGCCUCUGAUACAUUCCAGCCACCAGAGACUCAUCCAAGGUCAAACCGGCAGCAGGAUCGUGACCUCCCAGAUGCCUCUGUGGCUUUCUCAGGAUCCAAGCCACAUCCAAAGGGCAUAGUAGGGCCACCGUCUGCCAGGUUAUCAGGGCCACUGUCUGCCAGGUUAUCAAGAGCUACAGGUUCGUGCAAGCCUCGGCCUCCCUGGAAAUAGAACUGCAAAUUCUGAAAGAACCCACUGAAUUAUGGGAACGUGCACAGAGUAGACGGGACUUUUGCUUACUGGCCAAAUGAAUCACAGCAGACUUAAAACCUUUUGCUUAGCACGAGGCGGUUACUCAGCAAGCAGAUAGAUCUGAGAAGGGGGUGAGGAUGAAGGAAGGGUUCUGUGUGCUUUUAUUGGGGUGAAGGGUGAUUUUGAGAGAGAUCUUUCCUCAGUUGAAAGAUGGCGGCCCCCUCCCCAAUGUGUUACUGUCUUGCCCACCGCAGCCUUUCGAACAGUAGUAUUCCACCCACCUCUAAUAAAAGCGGCGGCAGGAAAAGCAGAUACUUGCAAA
Messenger RNA from Sphaerodactylus townsendi, 1784 nucleotides. It is a transcript of the gene RITA1, whose product is annotated as RBPJ interacting and tubulin associated 1. The transcript has 3 exons. The record is from RefSeq and is a predicted model, not a curated record. NCBI's taxonomy places the organism in Eukaryota, Metazoa, Chordata, Lepidosauria, Squamata, Sphaerodactylidae. The coding region runs from base 593 to 1441 and encodes 282 amino acids. Gene Ontology annotation, molecular function: tubulin binding. Gene Ontology annotation, biological process: Notch signaling pathway; negative regulation of Notch signaling pathway; nuclear export. Gene Ontology annotation, cellular component: cytoplasm; nucleus.